CAUACCUCCCUGUAUCAUACCUUACUUUUUAGUCAAUCCUCUUUGGCUCCAAACCUGAAACAAUACAACAAAAGGUUAGGUUUCCCACGUGUUUAUAAUUCUCUGUUUAUAUCACUCCGAAAAUUUGACAUUUUCGUUUGUAAUUGAUCAAUACAGAGUGAAUAAAAUCGUUUAAAAAUGCCGAAAAUACGGGUGGAGAAGAAGAGUCGGGUCCAUGAGAAAAUCGCCAAGCAAGGUAUCAUGUUCAAUAAGGAUUUUGGCCAGCACAUACUGAAGAAUCCUCUCAUAAUCCAGAGCAUGGUGGAAAAGGCAGCGUUGAGACCUACUGACGUUGUCCUCGAAAUUGGUCCUGGUACUGGUAACAUGACUGUGAAGAUGCUGGAGAAGUGCAAAAAAGUCAUUGCCUGUGAGGUGGACACCAGGAUGGUGGCGGAGUUGCAGAAGAGGGUCCAAGCAACUCCUCUCCAGUCCAAACUCCAGAUUGUUGUGGGAGAUGUGCUCAAGGCUGAUUUACCAUUUUUCGAUCUAUGUGUUGCUAAUGUUCCUUAUCAGAUAUCUUCACCUUUGAUGUUCAAACUUCUGCUCCAUCGUCCUCAGUUCAGAUGUGCAGUACUCAUGUUCCAGAGAGAAUUCGCCGAGAGAUUAGUAGCUAAACCCGGUGACAAGUCCUACUGUCGAUUAAGCGUAAACACCCAGUUAUUAGCCAGAGUCGACAUGUUAUUAAAAGUUGGCAAGAAUAACUUCAGGCCACCCCCUAAAGUCGAGUCGAAUGUCGUGAGAGUCGAGCCAAAAAUACCCCCACCCUCUAUCAAUUACCAAGAGUGGGAUGGGCUGACGAGGAUAGCGUUUGGAAGGAAGAAUAAAACUCUUUCGGCUACCUUCAAACACACGACUGUUCUCUCGAUGCUGGAGAAGAAUUAUAAACUCCAUUGCAGCCUUAAUAAUAAGCCAAUUCCUGAGGAUUUUGACAUCAAAUCAUUGAUCAUGGAGACACUAGAGCAAGCGGAAAUGGGGGACAAACGUGCCAGGACCAUGGACAUGGACGACUUCAUCAAACUUCUGCACAGUUUUAAUUCCGCUGGCAUUCAUUUCUCGUGAAUCUGCAUUGGAUUAAUCAUUUUUUAUUGUGGAAUAUUAGAACUGAAUAAAUUUUAUUUAUACUCAA
Molecule: messenger RNA, 1165 nt
Organism: Diachasma alloeum
Lineage: Eukaryota; Metazoa; Arthropoda; Insecta; Hymenoptera; Braconidae
Product: probable dimethyladenosine transferase
Exons: 5
Coding region: 178-1098 (306 amino acids)
Biological process (GO): rRNA methylation
Cellular component (GO): mitochondrial matrix
Molecular function (GO): rRNA (adenine-N6,N6-)-dimethyltransferase activity
Source: RefSeq, a predicted model, not a curated record